AUGGACCUCUUCAACCGAGGCAAAUCAAAAGGGAAAAAGCGGCCGAUUAUUGAUCCACCUUUAAUACAAACAACGACAACGACCAACACCAUACAAACCAGCACCACCACCCCUCAAUCUCCUAAAAGCCCUCCUCAUCAGCAGGAUGACUAUUUUGCAGCAGGUCGCCUAGUAGAUAACACUUCUUCCAUCAGAAGCUCCCAAUCAUCCUCUAUACCAAGCACUGACAGUGAUUAUACCAAUGUGGACGCAAUGACUGAAGCUGAGAUAGAAGACUUCUUUGAACGCAUGCUAACAAGAAGAGGCAUUCACGAUAAUAAUGCUCGGUUGAAAAUGUCUUCAUUUUCAGUGGAAAAGAAGAGAUUAAUGGUUGCCCAAGAUAUACAAUCGGAGACCAAUGUACCUGCAGCACCUUCAUCAAGACGAGGAGUCGAUAAGAAGGCAGAUUAUCAAUCGGAAAGCAAAGGUCCCGAGUACUAUGUUCGAAAACUAGCAGACAUGUCAAAAGGCGUUAAUACAAAAGUGGUGUCGCAUUUGGCAGUUGGAUUGAGAACAAUGCCAUUGAGCUGGGUGCGUCAGUUUAUCGAUAUGCAGGGCUUGCAAGUCAUUACAGAUUUGUUAAAGGCACUCAACAAGAGCACAAACAAACAAGAAUCGACUUUGUCAGUGGAAGCAGACAUCUUAAAGUGCUUCAAGGCAUUACUGAACAAUAGGGUGGGAGCACGAGAGGCGCUGAAGCACCCACAAUGUGUACAGCAAAUUGUUCAUUGUAUUGUUUCACCUUCCAUCAACUCACGACGAUUGGUAUGCGAAGUGCUUGUGUUCAUGUGCUAUUACGAAGUGCCUGUAGGCCAAGAUCUCGUAUUAAAAGCCAUGGAUCAAUUGCGAGACAAACAGAGGGGACUAGGCAGAUUCGAUGCGUGGCUAUCAGAGCUUGAAAUCACGCUGGGCGGACGUGGAAGAAUGGGCAGCAUGGUGGGUGCCAGUGAGGAUUUCAAGCGCAUGGCUGCCUAUGGUCCACCUGAUGGCCAAUUAACAGAGUACGCAUUGUACAACAUGAUCUUGGUCAAUGCAAUCAUCAACGUCGUCGAUGACCCUGAAAUCAGAAUCCACCUUAGAAACCAGAUGACAGCAUCAGGGUUGGAGCGAAUCAUGGAAAAGAUGAACGAACUGUGCGAUGAGCAUGUGGAUCGCCAAGUCCGAGAGUUCAAGUCAUUGGCGGAGAACGACCAGGACGAAGUAAUGGAGAUGUACCACGAGCAUGUACUCAGCGAUCAAAACGAUCCAAGGGAUGUGUUUGAGUGCAUCUUGAGCAGCGUGGAGGGCACCAGAGGCUAUGAUUUUUUCCUUAGCUGUUUGCAGCACCUAUUACUAGUCAACAGCGAGGAAUCUGGCAUCAAAUCGAGAUACUACCAAAUCAUUGACAAUUUGGUAGCCCAAGUGGUGCUUGAUCACAAAGGGCUGGCGGACGAUUUUUCUGCAGACUACACAACCACGGUCCAACAUUUGAUUAGCAAAUUUGCAGAUCAGGAUCAGCUCAAAGCAACGUUGGAGGAUAUCAAAGAGCUACAGCAAAGCUAUGAUGAACUGGAGCGAGAGCGUGAUUUACUGCGAGAGCAAUUAUCGCAUCAAGGAGAUGCAUUGGAAAUUGUGCAACUUAAAGAAAAGACAGUGUCCCUGGAAGAUUUGCUGAGAAUGUCACGCCACACCAUAUCAACACUGCAGCGAAAGUUACGGGAUUUGCAGAGUGAUUACGACGCAAGUCUGGAGAAGGCAGAGCGACAAAUGGAGGAGUUCUCCAAGGUAGUGGGUGUUACUGAGGAAUCCAACGAGGAGGAGGGAGACGUCGUUAUAUCUCGAAAGAGCAUUGCGACAGCCUUUGGACGCAUUCGUGCUCAGGAAAUGCUAGAAGGUCGCAACAGAAACGAAUUCAAAUCAAGCGAGCCCUCGCUGAGCCCCUUGGAAGACAACGGCAGCAAACACAAGUCCAUGGCAUUGGGAUUAUCCGAGGAGUUCAAGAGUCAGUUGGCUCGUCAGUUUGGCUCGAGCAGUGGACUGGGCGAGUUUGUGCUUCCAGGUACAAUGCCACUCAUGGGAUCUGCAGUGAGACGCUCCAACAACCGUCGCAGACAAGUGCAGAUUGAAGUUGCGCCACUUAUGCCUCUAGAGCAGGCUUCCACAGAGGAUGUACCUACCUACAACAAACGCAAAGAUUCCUUAGACGGAGGCAUCAAGAGCCCUCGAUCUACAAAAAGUACCUCAAUCAGUAGACGAGAUAAUGGAAGUAGGAAGAAUAGCUAUACAUUCAGCAAAGAGGAGAGCGACAGCGAUAACAUUCUUUCGUCCAUGAUUACAUCUAUUAACGAGGAAGAGUCUGAAAUACCUACCCCUACUACACAAGUUGAACAGCUUAGCAUACCCACUUCAGAGCAUGUUCAUGAUCUACCACCUCCGCCUCCACCGCCACCACCACCGUCUUCUCAGCCUUCAGUGACAGGAAGCAUGCCUCCACCUCCACCGCCACCGCCACCGCCACCUCCACCACAGCCGUCAGAAAUGAACAGCGCUUUGUCUAUACCACCACCACCUCCUCCACCUCCACCCAUGUCAGGAUCGACUACAGAUCUCUCAAGAUCAGCAGCUGCCCCACCAGCGCCGCCACCACCACCCUCUUCAUCAUUACCGCCGCCCCCACCUCCACCACCAUCCGUUCCAUCACCACCCAACGCACCUGGCGCAAUGAACAUGCUUGCUCCUCGCAAACACCUCAAACAUUUACCAGCUGUCAAAACUCGACAACUGCAAUGGCAAAAACUCAAUGCCAAUCACAUUGGCUCGACUCUGUGGAAAUCAUCAGCUGAUGUAGAAAAGGAAGAGGCUUUGGAGUCUUUGUUGGAUGCUGAGGGUAUUUUCAACCGUAUGGAGGAAGUUUUUGCGCAAAAAGUGGUCGCCACAAAACGCAUGGCCAAGAAGGAGAAGCGUCAAGAAAUCUGCAUCAUUGAUUCUCGCAAAGCUUAUAAUAUCAGUAUCGCCGUGCUUGCUAAAUGCAAGAAUAUACCGUUUAAAGACUGCAAGAGAAAGAUUUUGGCAGUGGAUGACAAGUUUUGCACAGAAAUCAUGCUGAGAAAUUUGCUGGUCAAUGCGCCUUCUCAUGAUGAGAUGGGCAAGUUAUCUGUAUUUUUAAAAACUGCUUCUGAGGAAGACUUGCAAAGCUUGUCAAAGCCGGACGCAUUCUGUGCAGAGAUUAUAUCCAUUGAUCGGUUCAAGGAACGUCUUACCAACAUGCUCUUUGUCACCACCUUCCACGAACGCAUCACACAACUGGGCAGAAAUAUGACCAAUGUCAUGGACGCAUCUACAAAUCUAAAGGAUUCUCAGUCAUUCAUUGACUUUUUGAACAUCGUUUUAAUGGUGGGUAACUUUUUGAACGGCACCAACUUCCAAGGUGGCGCAUUUGGUAUUCGCAUCAGUAGUAUCAACAAGCUAGUCGACACCAGAGCCACCAGCAACGAUACAACAUUGCUGCACUUUUUGUGCACAAUGAUCGAAGAAAAGUUUCCCAAUAUCAGUGAGAAUCUACUAAAGGACCUUGAGCUCUGUGGAGAAGCAUGUAGAGUGACCAUUCAGGACUUGAUCAAGGACUACAAUGAGCUUCGUGUGGGGCUUCAGACACUAAUUCAUGAACUGGAUUGUCACUACAGUAAUGACUAUGAAGCAGCCCCUGGAGAUAACUUUGCAAGUGUCAUGUACAAGUUUCGUGAUCGGGCGAUUGAAAAGUUCGACCAACUGGAAGUUAGAUACACCUCGAUGGACGUCGCUUACAAAGAUGUCGUCUCCUACUUUGGGGAGGACCCUAGUGAUAUGAAGCCAGACGAAUUUUUCGGCAUCUUCCAGACAUUUACAUCGAGUUGGAAUAAAGCGAAAUCAGAUCUUGAGAUGCAAAAGAAGAAGAAGGAGCAAGCAGAAAAGUCAAAAGAAUUCCAAGCGCAACGCAAAGCUCGACUUAAUAAUCGAUUGGAUAUCAAGGAUGCCACCUCAGAGAAUCAAGAAGAUAAAGACAUUAUGGACAAUUUACUGGAAAAAUUGCGCUCUGGAGAAAUGGCAACCACCUCAUCUCAACGGAAGAGUCGUCGCAUGUCUGUGAGGGAAAGAAGAAGAACGCGAGCAGAGUCCAUGGUAGUAAAAGCUGAAGAUCUGUUACGGCAUAUACAAAAUGAGGAAGAGGCACCACCGCUGCCAAGGGCUGCACGAAGCGGGUCGAGAAGGUUUACAAGUUCUGAGCGUAUGAAGAAGUUGGCUUCUUUAGCAGAUAACAAGGGAGAGGAAGUUGCUGUCAAUCUAUAG
Molecule: messenger RNA, 4344 nt
Organism: Mucor velutinosus
Lineage: Eukaryota; Fungi; Mucoromycota; Mucoromycetes; Mucorales; Mucoraceae
Exons: 13
Coding region: 1-4344 (1447 amino acids)
Biological process (GO): actin nucleation; mitotic actomyosin contractile ring assembly; actin filament bundle assembly
Cellular component (GO): actin filament; cell division site; mating projection tip
Molecular function (GO): actin binding; small GTPase binding; microtubule binding
Source: RefSeq, a predicted model, not a curated record